Molecule: messenger RNA, 2795 nt
Organism: Oreochromis aureus
Lineage: Eukaryota; Metazoa; Chordata; Actinopteri; Cichliformes; Cichlidae
Product: zinc finger protein OZF-like
Exons: 5
Coding region: 1-1662 (553 amino acids)
Biological process (GO): regulation of transcription by RNA polymerase II
Cellular component (GO): nucleus
Molecular function (GO): DNA-binding transcription factor activity, RNA polymerase II-specific; RNA polymerase II cis-regulatory region sequence-specific DNA binding
Source: RefSeq, a predicted model, not a curated record
AUGCAAGCAUGGGACCUCUCAGACUCGCCAGACUCCGAAUUGCCCGAGUAUUACUGUGACACCCACUGUGAUGAUGUGAUGCUGAGGCUCAAGACAUUCCUAUUCAUCCCCGCCACACGCUUAUGCGCUAAGGGAAAUGAGAGUAAGGAUAUAAGCACACAGCCCCACUCCACUGACGACCUGCUGUUGGCCAACACCCUCAACGACUCUUACUGCUGGUUUGAUGAGCCAUCAAGCAGCCUUGACACCUCCACCUUCCCCAACAAUAGAGACACUUUGGUCCAUCAUCCCCCACCUCCCCACUCCCACCAGCACAGAGCCAUCACCACCAUCAAAGACUUCACCCACAGGAUUCAUCACGGAGUUUCUCUCGGUUUGUGGGCUCAUCUAAAGGACCACCGUGGAUCGAGAAGUCAGCGCUCUCAGGAGGCCGACAAUUUUGUUGAAGAAAGAAGUGGAAGAAAAAAAUACAACCGUGACGAGUUUGGGAAAGAUUUUACUGUGAAAGCUUCCCUAAAAAUGCAUCAGGUCAUCCACACCAGAGAGAGGCCAUUCAGCUGUGACGAGUGUGGAAAGUCUUUUACCAGGUCUGGAAGCUUAAAAACACACCAACUAAUCCACACUGGAGAGAGACCGUUCAGCUGUGAUGAGUGUGGAAAGUCUUUUACCGAGUCUGGAAACUUAAGAACACACCAACUGAUCCACACUGGAGAGAGACCGUUCGGCUGUGGAGACUGUGGAAAGUCUUUUACCCACUCUGGAAACUUAAAAACACACCAACUGAUCCACAGUGGAGAGAGACCGUUCAGCUGUGGAGACUGUGGAAAGUCUUUUACCAGGUCUGGAAACUUAAAAACACACCAACUCAUCCACAGUGGAGAGAGACCGUUCAUCUGUGACGAGUGUGGAAAGUCUUUUACCGAGUCUGGAAGCUUAAAAAAACACCAACUAAUCCACACUGGAGAGAGACCGUUCAGCUGUGGAGACUGUGGAAAGUCUUUUACUGAGUCUGGAAGCUUAAAAUCACACAAACUCAUCCACAUUGGAGAGAAACCGUUCAGCUGUGACGAGUGUGGAAAGUCUUUUACGCAGUCUGGAAGCUUAAAAUCACACAAACUCAUCCACAGUGGAGAGAGACCGUUCAGCUGUGGAGACUGUGGAAAGUCUUUUACGCACUCUGGAAACUUAAAAAGACACCAACUCAUCCACACUGGAGAGAGACCAUUCAGCUGUGACGAGUGUGGAAAGUCUCUUACGCACAUUUCACACUUAAAAUCACAUCAACUCAUCCACAGUGGAGUUAAAGCGUACACCUGUGAUCAGUGUGGCAGAGCUUUUACUCACAGUUACAGCUUACAGAGUCAUCUAGUUACCCACUCUGGAAUUAAGGCGUACAGCUGUGACAUUUGUGGAAAAACUUUCAGCCGGAUAGGGAGCCGAAAUACACACCUACGCAUUCACACGGGACAUGAUGUGUACAGCUGUGAUCAGUGUGGUAAACAGUUUACCACAAACACAGAGUUACGACGUCACAUGUUUACCCACACUGAGGAACGACCUUAUAAAUGUGACCUGUGUGAGAAGACUUUUAAAUCUCCACAUUACCUGAAAGCACACCAACAGAUCCACACCAGAAAGACUCUACAAGUGCAGUUACUGUGAGAAGCAGAGCGACACAGAUGGAUCAAGUUCUCAACCCUGUCAUCGCUGUGGGAAAGACUUUUGUUGUGACCUUUGUGGAAAAACUUUAAGUCAUUGAAGGACUCUGAAAAUACAUCAACGUAGACACACUGGAGACAAAAUGAACUACUGUAAAGAAUGCGGGAGAGGCUUCACCACUUCAAAGGACUUCAAACAAUAUGAACUCCUUCACAGUGGCGUUAAAAAGCAUGUCUGCGAUCAGUGUGGGUCAUCCUUCAUCAGUGCACGUCAGCUUGAAAAGCAUAAACGAGUCCACACAUGAGAGAAACCAUACAAGUGCAGACACUGUGACAAAACCUUUUCACAGUCAUGUGAUCAUACUAAGCAUGAACGCAGACACAUGAAAGAGAACUUCAUCUGUGAAAGAGUUUGAGUAAUCUCAGUUCAUACUCCACUCAGAAACGAUUCCAUGUUACAAAUAAACUGUUACGUCUUGAUUCCUGCUUUUACGUUAAUCUUGUAAACAGUACAUUUGCAUAACCACUGAAACCGGCCCAAUGAAUGAACAAUGGGCUGUGAGGUCAAUUUCUUCAUCAUUAAUAUGCAAAUUCUUAUGAGCAUUGAUCAACAACCACUGGUCAAUGGCCAUGAGUGCCAUUCGCAGAGUAAAUAUUUGCAUAAUGAUUAUGAAGUUUACUGUUACCAAUGUUCAAAAACAUUUACUAAGUUAUCUUCUCUGUGCAAACAUCAGCGUGAUGCAGGACUGAAAUCAUUGCCAUCUCUGGAUCACAGUGAAUCUGCAGAGACAGAAAGAUCCUCUUCUGGUUUCAGGGUCAGACUUAAACCCUUGAGAUCAGGCUCCACAGAGUUCAGGUGGAGUCUUCUGUAAAGAUCUGAUGAGGCAGCUAUGAAUGAAAAUGUGCCUCUUGUUACAUUUUAAGCUUUCUAAACUGUUCUACUGUGUUUGUGUUGAGUGGUUCGCUUUGUUCCAGCAGUUUGAUUAAGAAAUCUGUUUCCUGUUAUAUUUUUAUUGAAUGCAUUGAUCCAUGUGUUCUGAAGGGGUUUUUUUUUUCAGCUUGUUUGUGUAAUGAAAUCCUGCAACAAUUAAACCAAAAUUUUAUAUGUUAAAUAAAGAAAUGGUUUACUGACAAAGA